This is a messenger RNA of Phytophthora nicotianae INRA-310, 864 nucleotides long. Its product is annotated as CAMK/CDPK protein kinase. Gene Ontology annotation, molecular function: ATP binding; protein kinase activity. NCBI's taxonomy places the organism in Eukaryota, Oomycota, Peronosporomycetes, Peronosporales, Peronosporaceae. Gene Ontology annotation, biological process: protein phosphorylation. The coding region runs from base 1 to 864 and encodes 287 amino acids. The record is from RefSeq and is a predicted model, not a curated record. The transcript has a single exon.
AUGUCCACUUCACAGCUCCGAUUUCGUCGGAAGAUCGGCAACGCGAUGUAUGGCGAGGUCCUCGAGUGCGAACUACACCCGUCGAAGGCGAACUUCCCAGCGCUCCCCUUUGGUAAACGACGUAUUGUCGCUGUCAAGUGCAUGUCACUCUCUCGUGCGCUUGACGUCCAGAAUCGAUGUGGAGCAUCUCGUAUUAUGGAUGAUCCAAUCCAGGAAAGUCGUGUCGCUGACCUUCUAGCCAAGAACGGGGGCCACCGCAACGUGGUUGCUUCCUACUUCCAUUUCCAGGAGAACCGAUGCCUCUAUCUCGUUGGAGAAUUCUGUACAGACGGAGACCUCUACACGCACCUCGCUAGCACCACUGGGAGCGGAGCAAUGGACGAACGGCAGACUAUCAACACCAUGAGACAGAUCUUCAGUGGAGUCGACUACCUGCAUCGAGUACUCAGCAUCGCACACCGAGAUCUCUCACUCGAGAACGUGUUGAUCAACCAGGGCGAGUGCAAGAUCUCGGACUUUGGAUUGUCCGUGGAUACAAAGACUCGGUGUACUGAGCGGGUUGGCAAAGAAUACUACAUGGCCCCAGAGGUUGUGGCAGGGGAAGCAUAUGACCCAGUCAAGGCAGAUAUUUGGUCGCUGGGCAUCAUGUGGUUCAUCUUGUUGACUGGCUCGCCGCUUAUCCCGAUCGCAUCGCGGAAAGAAGCUUCCUUUCUAGCGUUUAAGCGCAGUGGCGUAGUACCAGUCUUCAAGUCUUGGGGAGUGAAGGCCUCGUCAUACACUAUGAAUCUUGUGGAUCGCAUGCUCAAAGUCAAUCCAAGCGAACGCAUUUCGCUCGAAGUACUUGUUGCAGAACUAAACUGCUAG